GGCACGGCCAGGCCAGGACCGAGCCCAGGCUUCAUCCGCUACGCGGGCGGGCUCUGGUCGCCCGUUCGGGUGCGAUUUGAGGCCCAGGAGUCUUCAUGCUGCUCGGCCGAAACCGCGUGCGCCACAGGGAGGACGGGAGCACUGAGGAGAGCGGAGCACAGGGCGCUCGACGUCGAGCGCGCAGACUUGCUGCCGAAGCGAGAGGAGAGGAGGGCAGAGCAGAGCUGAGCCGUGCCGGGGCGAGCAGGCCGAGCCGGGGCCAGGCCCGCGUCUGCCAAGUUGCGAGCGGGAGGAGCAGAAGCGCUCGAGGUUCCGCUUGGGAGCAGGUAGGCGUAAGGGGGAGGCUGCAGGACUCGGCCCUGGUGCGCUUUUUGACCCAUCGCCUUGCGCGGACCAUCUUUCCGAGAACCCACUCGACAUUGUCCAGUUGUUGUAUAGGCCCUCCCGCUUUUUCGAGCCCGGCAGGCCGAGUGACCUCAGAACCCUAUCAUAGCGCCUGACGUACCUGCAGUAACAAUCUUUUUAUAUGGCCUCGUUCCUUCAAGCCUCAUUCCCUGACUCCUGCAUGCUCCUUGCCUAGGAGCUCAGCCUGGCAUUGAUGAGUCAGUUCUCGCAGGUUUCUCUUUCUGUCUCGAGUAUGGGGCUUCCAAAGUGAAACAUUACAAGUGGCACUGGGCACUCGCUGCAGCAUGCUCGAACCGCAUUGCCAACAUCUGUCUGCGUGGCACUGAGCUCAUUUACGAAUGGAAAACCUCUGAACACUGAGGAUUUAUGUGUCCGUGUCGCGGAUUGCCUCUUCCGACGAGUCAUCUCAGUUCUCGAGGAACGGGACGAGGUUGAGAAGUUGAGAGAGAUUAAAGCGUGCUUUGAGGUCAUUUUCGAGUUAAUUCUGUUUUCUACAUCCUCGGGUUCGAACACUGUUUUAGCUGUACCUGGUGCAUCAAAAGGGCCACACGUUUUUUGUUACAUCAAUGGGUCACCGUACCAUCUGUGCGGCUUCGUCGCAUUCAAUUGGGAAAUUUUUGAAACCUGGCUGCUCGAGGAGCCAUGUUUUAUCUUCGUAGCGGGGGUUACGUUCUUAUAUCUAGGGGUCUCGCGGCGGUUUGCGAGCAAAGGCUUUGAGUGGAUUGAAGGCCGGAGUCAAUACGAGGUCUGCAAUCUGCAAUUCGCAGACCGUGUUCACGAUUGCUCCAGACAGGUCACUGUGGAAUGGAGUGAGGAAGGAUUCUUACAUCCGUGAGGUUUUCGACGUUGACUGGCCUGGAUAUAAGACGACCUUAACCGUCAGGACAUGGGCGAGAAAGACUUGAGAUACAAAAGUUCAGGAUCUUGUGCAGGAGACUGGUGCGACGUGAGUAUGAAGUGCCGCUGUCGUUGGCGAUGGGGAACUCCGGGAUUCUGUUCAAGGUGCCAUGACAAAUCGCAGCAUCGUACCUGUUUUCUGUCUUCGACAUUUAUUUUCUUCUUAACUUCGAUUCUGGUCCUCGGAGCAUUCGGAAAACUCUUUGCUUGGUUAACUUUUGCUCCCUUCGAGCAUGAGAAGUACGCCUAUGGAGCAGGAUGUCAGCCUGACAAUGAAGGGUCGUGGGCUAUUGGCUUCUACCGGGGGUCUUCCCCCUUCUCCUUGAGGCCUACCGAGCUGGAAGGUUUGCAGAGCGAUAAGGGAUCUGCUUGGCCUGUCGCUAAUCCAAUCUUGACUUGUGCGUCAAUCAAAGACCCGAACAAUCCCAGCAAUUUUGUGGCCGAUCCAUUUCUCUUCUCACAGGGAACGAAUUUGUUUGUUUUUUUUGAAACAAAGAAUACUCUUACACUCCAAGGCGACAUAGGAGUUGCAAAAAGCGAGGACCAAGGAGCAACUUGGCAUUUUGUUGGUAUUGCUCUUGAUGAAGAUUGGCACCUGUCGUACCCCUUUGUUUUCGAGCAUCAGGGAAAGAUCUAUAUGAUGCCUGAAGGCAGCAAGAAAGGAGAUUUGAGGCUUUACCACGCCACCAACUUUCCUUUACAAUGGUCUCUCGUGAAGGUUAUCAUCAGAAGACCUCUUGUAGAUGCAUCAAUGGUGGAGUUUGACGGGUUGUUCUGGAUUUUCGGAUCAGAUUCCUCCCGUUAUGGUGCAGUCAAGAACGGGGAACUGGAAAUAUGGUAUGCAAGUUCCCCUCUCGGUCCUUGGAAGCCUCACAUACGGAAUCCAGUUCAUAACGUUCACAAAAGCUUUGGAGCUCGGAGUGCCGGAAGGCCCUUCAUUUGGGAAGGGAAGUUAUACCGACUGGGUCAAGACUGUGGAGACACUUACGGAAAGCGUGUGCGUGCAUUCCAGGUUGAGAUACUGACACCCUCUAAAUUUCAGGAAGUGGAAGUUCCUCUUGGAAUUAUUGAACCAUCCUGGAAGAAGGGCCGGUAUGCAUGGAACGGUGUGCGUCAUCACCACUUGGAUGUCAUGAGGCUUUCAUCCGGUGACUGGAUUGCUGUUAUGGACGGAGACAGGGUUCCAUCGGGUGAUAGGUCUGCACGAAUUGCUUUGGGUUCUAUUGGCUUGUUAAUUCUGAUCACCUUGACCUUUUUUGUGGGUUUACUAUACGGUUUUGUGCGGUGUGGGGAACCCACUAGCCGGCCCCAUAAUGCCAAAAAGGGCGAAACUCCUGUUGUUUGGGCUCGUCCUCAGCUCAUCUCUCCAAUGUACAGGGCCGUGGCUCGAUUGAAGAGAAGUGGUUCAACUAUCAAGGGGAGAGUUCGAGCAAGGUCCUGCAUGGGAUGCUCCCUUAUAAUCUUUAGCCUGAUUGUAGGAAUAGCGUUUGUUUGUCUGGUUGUCAGCUGCCUUUUUGGGGGUAAUGGUGUUGAGGAGCCAUACGCAGUGGAGGGUCAGUUUUCCCAGUUUACAAUGGUGACUAUGACGUAUGCUGAUCGUUUGUGGAACCUGCGGAUGUUCGUCAAACACUACUCUCGAUGUGCCUCAGUGCGGGAAAUUGUUGUCGUGUGGAAUAAGGGUGUACCUCCCAAUCCUCUCAGAGACUUUGAUUCCGCAGUGCCUGUCCGCAUAAGGGUGGAGCCCAUAAAUUCCCUGAACAAUCGUUUCAGACUUGAUCCACUCAUCAAAACAAGGGCGGUCCUUGAGCUUGAUGAUGACAUUAUGAUGACUUGUGACGAUGUCGAAAGAGGAUUCAAGGCAUGGAGGGAGAGGCCUGAAAGACUUGUGGGUUUCUAUCCCCGUCUUGUUGAGGGAAGGCCCCUCGAGUAUCGCAACGAGAGGUUCGCUCGCAGUCGAGCCGGUUACAACAUGAUACUUACGGGAGCAGCGUUCAUGGACAUCGAUAUGGCCUUUCCUCUGUACUGGUCAGAUGAAAAUGAAAAGGGACGAGCUAUAGUGGAUGAACUUUUUAAUUGCGAAGACAUCUUGAUGAACUUCAUUCUUGGGAAUCGAACAGAAUCUCAACCUGUGGAGUACGUGCACCCAUCCUGGGCACUUGACACCUCCAAGUUAUCAAAUGCGGCUAUCAGCCGGGAUACGAAGGUCCACUACAACAAGAGGACCUAUUGUUUGUUGAGAUUUUCUCAACUAUAUGGGAAGCUACCUUUGAAGAAGGUUGAGUUUCACAGUCGUGCAGAUGGAUGGGACUACUGAUGGAUCAAAGUAUGGAAGCAGGUAGUCCAAGCAACGGAGCUAGUCAACAUUGCGGUUCAACCUUAUUCUUCGGCUACAAACAGAAUCACCUUCCGCUCGGACAGUCACAGGACCUGAUAUGAUUCGAUUUUCCUCCUUGUUUCAGUAUCGGAUUCAAUGUAGCACAUGAGCAAAUAGGACAUCUCGAAACUGGGAUGGUGGUUUUCGACGUCUGGAGGCAGGAGCUAGUUCUGAUCUUGGCAUAGCUUGUGAAGCAUGCUGCAGUGAGGAGCUAAAGAAGGCUCUAACAAUAGUCUCCGAUAUUCUGCUAGACUAGCUGCUGCUCCCGAUGCCUAAUGGCAGAUGGCCUGUUCAUCGCACCACAUUGUGAUCUCUCAAACUACUCUCUGUCUGACCUUACAGAACUAACCGGUUGACUAAAUAUUUGUGGUGUAAUACUUUCUGCGGAAACAGUACACGGCAGGUAGCUGGGAGGAUGGAUUUUUCCUGGGUGGCUUCUCUCUACAAAUGGCCUUGGCCAGAAAGAAAACUGAUCUGCGUUUCAGUCACUUGCAGAGUCUCCUGAAGGAAUGUCGCCUGUGACAAUCGAAUUACAUCACGAGGCCCACAGUUCUGUUCGGUCUGAACUGAACCGAAUCAUGCAUGCAAUCCAUGAACAGAGUCCGGUGGAAUUCAGGUUCGACUUGCAAUUUUGAUCGGUGGUCAGUCCCAGAGAUAGUUUGGAGGGGUGUACGAAGGAUGUUAACCGUUCGUCUCUUUCCAGUGCAUCAUUGAUGUUCGAAGAUAAUUCAAACUAAGAGAGAUCAUAAGUUGUGAAGAUUCUGGCUAGGAUUGAUGGUAAUUUCCCAGCGUGAAGAAUAUUGGAAAGAUCCGUUCUAGUGGAAGGGUUAAACUUCAUUAUGUUGUACAGAACUCGAUGCUGUAGAGAGCAAAUGGUAUUAUUACACACUGUAGCAUUCAAGUGAAUGCAUGAAGGUCUUGCAGUUGCGUAGAUGUACAUCUUGUAAAAAGGAUUUUGACAACGAAGUAGACGUGUUAGUUGUAUCCAAGGAGGCAAUGAGAGGCAAUGAACAGGAAUGGUGGUAACGAGGUGUGUAUGCUGUCCAUUGAUUUCUG
Marchantia polymorpha subsp. ruderalis is the source of this 4732-nucleotide messenger RNA. Lineage: Eukaryota; Viridiplantae; Streptophyta; Marchantiopsida; Marchantiales; Marchantiaceae. The record is from the annotation of a GenBank genome assembly.